CGAGAAAGAAGCUGUUCUUCCUGAAAGUAUUUAGGCUGGCAAUCUUGAGCUGUGGCAACCCUCUCAGAAAACUGCAACUUGACAAAGGAGGCAGGUGCAGACACCAAAACUGCUUGUGUGAAUGAGUUUGUUUGUUGUUGCUGCUGCUGACAGUCGCAUCUGAGUGAGCAUGCAGGUGUUGGAGAACAAGUUGUCGGUGCGACACUGCCUCACCUUCGUUACGGGCCUGGUGGAGUGCCUGUGCUUCGCCGGGGCCGUGUUCGGAUGGGCUUCUCUUGUUUUUGUCCUCAAGGAGGACGGCUACUUCAGCUCUCUGUGCUUUAACACAACAGGAUUCAAUGGCACUCAGAUAUUAGACUGCAGUGCACAAGAUGAGCAGCUUUCACUUAUUUUCACCAUCGCCACUUUUAUGAACAACUUCCUCACGCUGCCCAAUGGCUUCAUUUUCGAUCACUUUGGUACCGCAGUGGCUCGACUCUUGGCAAUAUUUCUAUAUACCACUGGCUCCCUGAUGGUGGCGCUCUCCUCGCCAGCUCUGCCUUUCCUGCUCUUCCCAGCUCUCCCUCUUUUGGCUGUGGGAGGCAUUUUAUUCCUGAUCACAAACAUGCAGGUUGGAAACCUGUUUGGCUCACGUCGCUCUACCAUAAUCAAUCUUUAUAAUGGAGCUUUUGAUUCUUCCUCAGCACUCUUCCUCAUCAUUAAGCUGUUGCAUGAGUCUGGCGUCUCUCUCCGCGCUGCCUUCCUCUUCCUGUCGGCCUGCAGCGUCGUCCACAUCCUCAGGACGUUCUUCCUGCUGCCCAGAACCUUCAUUCCUCACCCACUGCCUGAUCGCUACACGUACGGGGUCUCCUGUGGUGCAUUAGAGACCAUGAACAGUGAGGUGACUGCAAACGUCUGUGCACAUACAGGAGCAGAGGACACACUGUUUACAAAUGACGUCCCUCCCAAACAAGAGAAGACUUUCCGAGAGUGUUUGCUGUCCAGGUUCUUUGUGGGCCACCUGCUCUGGCUGUCGGUGAUGCAGUUUAGGCACUUCCUGUUCAUUGGCACCCUCAACCCCAUGCUGCUCAGGCUCACAGAAGGAGAUACCUCUCUGGUGAGCCAGUACACCAACGCCUUUGCUUUCACCCAGCUGUGCGCUGUGCUGUGCGCUCCCUGGAACGGCCUCAUCAUGGACAGGCACAAGGGAAAACCUCUAGCUGCAGGGGAGACGGAGCAGGAGGCCGACCUGCGGGCGUCUGUGCUUUCUUUAUUCCUGACGGCGCUGCAGUGCGUCUUGUUCUCUCUGUGUGCCUCCAUCCCCUCCCUGCCGCUUCAGUACCUCACCUUCAUCCUGCAGGUGCUGAACCGCUCCUUCCUCUAUGGUGGCAUCGCAGCCUUCAUCAGCGUGGCGUUUCCAUCGUGUCACUUCGGGAAGCUGUAUGGUCUUGGUACGUCGCUGGCUGCGUCGUUUUGUCUGCUGCAGUAUCCCUGCUUCGCUCUGGUGAACGGAGCUCUGGGUGGAGAUCCUUUAUACAUGAACAUCAGCCUGACGCUGCUCAGCUUGCUGGCCUUCAUGCAUCCCCUCUCUGUCUACCUCCACUGUCGAAAACGUGCCUCUCUGAGAGACAAUAGGAAAAUCACAGCUUUCUCCUCUUGAAGCCCGCUGGCUGAUGGGACUGUUUGUACCAGUUGUUACAAACAGAUUCACCAUGCUGGGUUUGAAAAUAAAUUAUGGGCAUAAAUUUGAAUUGAAUGUUAACCCAACUGUUAAUCUAGCUGAUUUUAUAUACAGAAUUUCUCCCAAGUAAGAAAUGAACACUUAUUCAUGUGUUCAUGUUAUUUCUUUUGUUUAUGGGUUGCCUUAAAACAUUACAGACCGGAUGAGGCUUGUUUACCGGAUAAUCUCAUAACAACCAUACCGGUUUGCCUAAAACCUCACAGUUUAGCUGCCCUGUUGAUGAAAGGGAGAAUGUAACUCAGCAACACACACAGCUUGUUUCUCCUGUCGAACCCAAAGAUCACAUGAGCAUAAAUCUUGAUUCUGCAGAGGUGCUAAAAGUUGCCAGAUCUGUCUCACAUCAGAACAGACUCAUUUACAGACUGAAUUACAAUUUUGAAAAAUAAACAAAUGGUUUUCGGUCAGGAAGGUUGAACUUUUAUGUUCUGGUUAUGCUUCUAGUUUCUCUGCCCAGUGGGAAAAUAAAAAAAAAUCAAACAAAAGUUGAUUAUAUGAUGCUAACAUGCUUUUCUUGAGGUCUUGUUUUAUCUUUCAUCUAGUAUAUAUUUUUUUUCUGUAGCUGAUUAAUGCUUUGUGUUAUUUCUUUUGUUUAUAAUCUGUCAUUUGUGAUUGAGGUUUUAUGUGUGGUGCUUGUUCCUUCGGCAGCACAUACCACAACAUGAAGGUGAGCAAGAUUCAAUUCUUAUUAAAAAAGAGGUUUUCAGGUCAUGCUUAUUUUAUUUGCAUAAAAAAAGACAAAAGUUCCACAAAUCUUCAGUACAAUGAUUUCAUUAGAAAUGUCAGGAAUAAAAUUCCAGACGAUUGUUUGCCAUGAAACCUUUGCUUGAAGCUUCCUGGGACAGAGAUUGGCCAGUGGACCGGAGUUACGGGAAGGAAACACAUUUCUGCCACCUGCUGGCUUUACGACAGACGUUUUACAAACAACACAAAUACUGGAAUCACCUCUCUGCAAAAACAAAAAUCACCAAACUGUUUUGUUCAUAUAAAAUAUCAUGGGUUCAGUG
Messenger RNA from Poeciliopsis prolifica (blackstripe livebearer), 2724 nucleotides. RefSeq names its product equilibrative nucleobase transporter 1-like. Gene Ontology annotation, biological process: transmembrane transport. The record is from RefSeq and is a predicted model, not a curated record. The transcript is spliced from 13 exons. The coding region runs from base 170 to 1639 and encodes 489 amino acids. Lineage: Eukaryota; Metazoa; Chordata; Actinopteri; Cyprinodontiformes; Poeciliidae. Gene Ontology annotation, molecular function: transmembrane transporter activity.